Messenger RNA from Cyanistes caeruleus (blue tit), 480 nucleotides. NCBI's taxonomy places the organism in Eukaryota, Metazoa, Chordata, Aves, Passeriformes, Paridae. The record is from RefSeq and is a predicted model, not a curated record.
GCCAUGGACCCCUCGGGGACACCGUCGGUGCCACUGAUGAUCGGCUGUGCCGUGUCCUGCAUGGCCCUGCUCACCCUGCUGGUGAUCUACGCGGCCUUCUGGAGGUUCAUCAAGUCGGAGCGCUCCAUCAUCCUGCUCAAUUUCUGCGUCUCCAUCCUGGCUUCCAACAUCCUCAUCCUCGUGGGCCAGUCCCAGAUGCUCAGCAAGGGCGUGUGCACCAUGACUGCCGCAUUCCUCCACUUCUUCUUCCUCUCGUCCUUCUGCUGGGUGCUGACCGAGGCCUGGCAAUCCUACCUGGCGGUGAUCGGCCGGAUCCGGACACGCCUGGUCAGGAAGCGCUUCCUGUGCUUGGGAUGGGGCUUGCCAGCCCUCGUGGUUGCCGUCUCCGUCGGCUUCACGCGGACCAAAGGCUACGGGACAGCGAGCUACUGCUGGCUCUCGCUGGAGGGCGGUUUGCUCUACGCCUUCGUGGGACCCGCU